CUCCCGCGCAAACGUGUAGGGUGGGGUCUGUAAAGGUCACAAGCAGGCGCCCGACUUCUUUGUGCCGACGCUUGAAAGGGGGUGGAGCCCAGUUCACGCCGACUCUCGGGUGAAGGGGGCGUGGCCACGGUCGGGCCUUCCUGAAGAGCUGUGGUCUGUUUGAGGCGCAUGGUGUUCCCGGCUAAGAGACUGUGUAUGGUGCCGUCCAUGGAGGGCGUUCGCUGGGCCUUCUCCUGCGGCACCUGGCUGCCGAGUCGAGCCGAAUGGCUGCUUGCGGUGCGGUCGAUCCAGCCCGAGGAGAAGGAGCGCAUCGGCCAGUUCGUGUUUGCCCGCGACGCCAAGGCGGCCAUGGCUGGUCGUCUAAUGAUAAGGAAAUUAGUUGCAGAGAAAUUGAAUAUCCCUUGGGAUCAUAUUCGUCUGCAAAGAACUUCAAAAGGAAAGCCGGUUCUUGCAAAAGACUCGUUGAAUCCCUAUCCCAAUUUCAACUUUAAUAUUUCUCAUCAAGGAGACUAUGCAGUUCUUGCUGCAGAACCUGAGCUACAAGUUGGCAUUGACAUAAUGAAGACUAGUUUUCCAGGUCGUGGUUCAAUUCCAGAAUUCUUUUAUAUUAUGAAAAGAAAGUUUACCAACAAGGAGUGGGAAACAAUCAGAAGUUUUAAUGAUGAAUGGACUCAGCUGGAUAUGUUUUACCGGCAUUGGGCACUGAAAGAAAGCUUCAUAAAAGCCAUUGGUGUUGGAUUGGGAUUUGAAAUGCAGCGGCUUGAGUUUGAUAUAUCUCCAUUAAACUUGGAUAUAGGUCAGGUUUAUAAGGAAACACGUUUGUUCUUAGAUGGGGAAGAAGAAAAAGAAUGGGCUUUUGAGGAAAGCAAAAUAGAUGAGCACCAUUUUGUUGCAGUGGCUGUUAGGAGACCUGAUGGAUCUAGACGACAAAAUAUUUCAUAUCAAGAUGACUCUAAACCAUCUCAGAGGCAGUUUACCAUUCUUAACUUUAAUGAUUUGAUAGCGUCUGCUAUUCCUAUGACACCUGAGGAUCCUUCAUUUUGGGACUGUUUUUGCUUCACAGAAGAAAUUCUAAUACGAAAUGGUACCAAGUCAUGAUAGAUUUCCUGAGUAAGGAAGAGAAAUGAAAAGGGCAAUCUUCUGUAUUCACUAAACUAAAAUACUAGAUGUGCUCAAAUUUUAUUUAUCAAAACAUUUUUAAGACCCAAAUGCUUUUUAAGAGCAGACUUCCAGUUCAGUGGCUUCUUUGAAUAUGUUUACUUCUUCCUGUCCAGAAUUGUAAUUGACAAAAAUGAUGAAAAAAAAAAAUCUUCCAGUGAUACAUGUGCUUUAUAGAAAGAAAAAAGUAAAGUAUAAACAUGCUGAAGGCAAGCAUUUCCACAGAAUUACCCUAAAACUUGAGUUAUUGUUCUAGAAACUUUUGUUGCAAAUGAAUCCAUAUUAACUUUUUUUUAAAUGAUAACAUGUUUUGAAGAAAAUACAUAUGUUCUUCCUAACUGUUGUUGAUACAUAAACUUAGUGGUUCUAAGAUAUUGCCUCGUAUGAUGUCUGUGUGGCACAUAUUGUAAGAUUUAAGUUGUCAUUAGCAUUACAAUACAUUGCCUUAGCUGCAGUAACAUAAACUGCUGCUGGAGCUUCCAGGUUUAUAUCUUUAUACAGUUGUGAUAAUUUUUUUAUCAGUGAGUAGCGCUGCCCACCCCCCCUUCCCUGCUCCUUCCUCUACCCAAAGAUUCCAUCAACUCAGUUGUGUCUGCCAUGUUUUACCACUGUCAAAAACAGACCAGUGAAAGGAAAAGCUAAGCCCUACUGGGAGAAUUUCAUUGAGGUAACACGACUGGGCUUGAAGAAGAUAUACCAAAGUGUACUUCUUUGCCUGUUAGGAGUUUUAUGUAUCAUUAGUGUAAGCAGCAGUACAGUAAAAGCUCUGGCAUUUUGAGAGACAUGCUUAGACAGGCUUUAGAAAUGGAGUGACUGGUCAAAGGGGUUAAACAACUUUGGUAUGUAUUGUCAUUGCUCUUGAAAAACUGCAGUUCAUACUUCAGUUAGUCAUGUGUGAGCACCACCAUCUGUGUACUCUCUGGUCAACCAUAGGUAUUGCCUUGAUUGUAUUAUCUGAAGAUUGGAUGGGUUUUUUGUUGUUCUUUCCUUCUAUUGGUCUGUAUAACUGAAAAGUGUACCAUAUUUUAAGUUUGCAUUUGUUUCAUUACAAAUGAGGUUGAUAUGCCAUUGUUACUGGUUAUUUGUAUAUCCUUUAUAUAAACCUCUUGUUCAUCUUCAUCUGCUUUUAUUUACUAAAUAGACUUACAGUGUGAACAUAAUAUAUUAAGAUGCCAAGACCAUCAUGUUGAUGAGAGAAUCUACUAUAUUGUUGUAGUAGUGCAUGUCUUCUGGAGCUAGUCUUAUUACUGUUAAAUAUUAAAUAGAAUAAUAUCAUUGUUCUUAUUACUAACAUUAAAAAUUGUGUGUAAGUUGUAUAAAAUUGCUCAGUAAAGGUUAUUUUAUUUUAUUGAGCAUGCUUAAUUUGACAAAGCAUAGAAAGUCUUGUAGCGUUUCUAAUAGAUGAAGUAUUGUUAUCCCCUGCAUGAGUGUAAUACUGAAAUGAAAAAUCAUUUGUCUUAUAAUAAAAUGAUAAUAAUGAUGGACUUGUA
Molecule: messenger RNA, 2648 nt
Organism: Onychomys torridus (southern grasshopper mouse)
Lineage: Eukaryota; Metazoa; Chordata; Mammalia; Rodentia; Cricetidae
Gene: Aasdhppt
Product: aminoadipate-semialdehyde dehydrogenase-phosphopantetheinyl transferase
Exons: 6
Coding region: 169-1098 (309 amino acids)
Cellular component (GO): cytosol
Molecular function (GO): holo-[acyl-carrier-protein] synthase activity; magnesium ion binding
Source: RefSeq, a predicted model, not a curated record